Plectropomus leopardus (leopard coralgrouper) is the source of this 1248-nucleotide messenger RNA. The record is from RefSeq and is a predicted model, not a curated record. NCBI's taxonomy places the organism in Eukaryota, Metazoa, Chordata, Actinopteri, Perciformes, Serranidae.
CGGACGGCCGGUCCUCAUCCUGGCACUUACCUUCAUCCUGGUAACUCACAAGUCCCCGGACCAAAAACAGGAAGUGAGCGAUGAGUUCAGCAGCAGAGGACGAGGACGCCGCCGCGUUAGAAAACGUCAAGUCGGUCACGCUGACUCAGGACAGCGAUGGAAGCAUCAUCCUGCACUGUCCUCCCAACGACGAGGACUCGGAGCCCCUCCAGAAGAAGCUGCGUCUCUCUACAGGAGAACAGGAAGAUUCAGACGCGCCUCAGUUCUCUGUCGUCACUUUACCAAUGUCGGAGAGCGAUGAAGGCUUCGAGGUGACGAUGACGGCCACAGCAGACGGCGAUCUCUCCGAGGAGGGCGUCGCUCAGAUUCAGAUUCUGCACGAGGACGAGGACGAGGACUCCCUCUCACCCAAUCAGAAGACAGAGGUGUCUCCGGUCAGUCAGGCCUGGUUCACGACCAAAGAAGACAAAGACACACUGGCAAACAAAGGUCAUAAGUGGAAACAGGGCAUGUGGUCGAAAGAGGAGAUCGACAUUCUGAUGAGCAACAUCGAUCGAUAUGUGAAGGGUCGAGGCAUUGACGAUCCAGCCGAGAUCAUUUUUGAAAUGUCCAAAGAGGAGAGGAAGGACUUUUACCGCUCCGUAGCUUUGGGGUUAAACCGUCCGCUGUUUGCCGUCUACAGACGAGUUCUACGCAUGUACGACAACCGAAACCACGUCGGCAAGUAUACUCCUGAUGAAAUAGAGAAGCUAAAAGCGCUGAGGGAGAAACACGGGAACGACUGGGCGACCAUCGGAGCGGCUCUGGGUCGCAGCGCCUCGUCUGUCAAAGACCGCUGCCGACUGAUGAAGGACACCUGCAACACAGGUAAAUGGAGUGAGGAGGAGGAGCGACGUCUCGCUGAGGUCGUGUACGAGAUGGCGGGUGUGUCGCCGGGGUCGGCGGUCACAGGGGGCGUUUCCUGGGCGACGGUGGCCGAUCAGGUCCGAACGCGCUCAGAGAAACAGUGUCGGUCGAAAUGGUUGAACUACCUGAACUGGAAACACAGCGGAGGAACGGAGUGGAUGAAGGAGGACGACCUCAACCUCAUACGCAGGAUAUCGGAGCUGGAGGUGGAGGAUGAGAAUGAGAUCAGGUGGGAGGAUCUUGCAGGCGGGUGGAGCAGCGUCCGGUCGCCUCAGUGGCUGCGAUCCAAGUGGUGGAGCAUCAAGAGACAAGUAGCCAAUCACAAGGACAUCCCCUUCAACG